CACUUGGCGUUGCAGGAUCCCUGCCCUGCUCUUGCUCUCAUAUCACACACAAUUCUACUCCGUACGCAGUUUCCCGUCCUGCCUGGGCUGGGAGGCGGCUUGUCUUUGCUGUGUCCUCAAGAUCCGAGUUGUUUUUGAUCCAGAGUACUCCGUACGGAGUAUGCUUACAGCGUAGGACGAUUUUGCUCGUGUCUUCCUGGGCGGGUAAAGUAGCCAAGAUGAAGAGAGGAUCAUUUACAAAGUAGGUUGUUUUCAAGUUCGUUGAAUUUUAACCCGAACUAUCACUCCUCCUCAUGUAACUACGGAGUACAGAGAGAGAGCAAGGAUCCCUUGAACUCAAAAAAAUGCACUCCUAAGACAUCCGCCCUGGACGCAUUCUUUUAGGCUGUCAUCGAAUUGAAUGAUACUCAGACGGUCUUCAUUUGGCCUUAUAAAUCGUCCCUGUCAAACCAUGAAUUGAUGAAUUGGAUACUUGUGUAUGUCCGAUCAAGAAUCCUGGUCAAUUUCCAUUAGCCGCUGAGCUACCAAUCCUGACCAAUUCAACCAAUGCCGAGAUUUUCUUCAAAGGUGGUGGUGGUGGUGGUGGUGUGUGGCUUGCACUCCGUACAGAUUACUGGCCACACUACACCGUAACGAGCCUGGAGGCUACGCCGUGUAGGGGCUCAACUGGGAAUUUCUCUCCCAGGAUCAGAAACACCUCUCCCAAAUUCACCCAGAGGAGCCAACAUUUUUACUUUUGGCCAAAGAAGGACGUUAUCGAUGAUCGGUCAUUUAUAAUCGAAAUCAUGAGAUGGCCUCUCCGCGGCCUCGUGCUUGCAGCAAUCCUUCUCGUUACAAUAACGCUUUUCUAUUUGCCUCAAUGGAGACAGCCUCUGGUUCACACUGGCGUCCAAAAAUAUUUCACUUGGGAUAACCCAGAUUUCGCAUAUUUCAAUAAUCAGUUCAUCCUUCACCUUGCAUCGGCAGUUAACAACCCUCUUCCAACACGAAGACUGCUCUCGCCGGGAAUUACUUGUCCGGCUGUCCGAGGUGUUGCUACAUCACAGCUGAUACCCGUCACUGAUGUUUUCGACGCAGCCGGGCUUGAAAAACUGGGAUACGAUGCGAGGCCCCAACUCGCUACCAGUUUACAAAACGCAUCUACUCUGGUCGUGGACUUCGCGAGCGAAAUCACCGAGGCGCCAGAGCAAGUUGUACGCAUUACUGCUCCAAGUGAAUCAUACUGGCAGCGUUCUGCGUUCAACUUUGUACGGGACUCGUUCAUUCUUCCACUUCGAGCUGGGCCAUGGAGAAAGGCCGCACGCUUCUUCAGACUUGCAGAGCCUCUCGAUGCCUGCGUGAAGGACAUGCUACCUGACCUUCUCCCCCAGGCAGUUGCGUUGCAUAUUCGAACUUGGCCGUCUGACCUUUCCUUUGGCCAGAAGGAUCCUUGUCAUCAGAAUGAAAUUCCCGUGCUCCGCAAUGUAUUUGGCAAAUGCGAUUGGACGGGCUCCUACCUUUAUGACAAUGUGAAACGUACCCAGCUAAACCCGGACCAACCUGUGGUUAUUGCGACAGAUGAUCGUGAAGGUGAAGUUAUCCGCGACCUCGUCAAAUUACUAGAUGGGCGAGCGCAUUUCAUGGAGAUGUCACACAAAUGCAAGGAAGCCAUUAGGGCGGCACAUCCGGAGGAGGAACACGACUGGCGCUUGGCAACUUACUGGCCGAUUAUUGAGGCAACGGCUCUGACACGAGCUGAGUCUUUCGUUGGAUCCUUUUGGUCGACCCUCUCGCAACUUGUUGCUGUCCGUCGAAGUACCAAACGCACUUUUUUUUUCCAAACACGUUUGCAAGCGUUUAUCUGGGAUUCUCGAGUGGCCCUUGGUAUACUUGUGAUCGUCGGGAUAACAUACGUGGGAUACACGUAUUCCCGUCGUAUACUGACGAACCGGCGGAACCGUCUGGCAGCUGCUAGGAAGUCCGAGUUUGCUGCUUCUCCGUAGUACACCGUUUCGGGGAUAUUCUUUCGGACACAUUGGGUUUUAGGGUUGACUUCUUGGAGUUGGUUGGAUAUAUUCAUUUUUGAGGCAUAUUGGUACAUAUCAACCCUAUCAUUUUUCUCAUCCCCGUUCUAAUUCGACAACCGGCAUUAUUUUCGGAUAUUUUUCGGAUAUUUUUUCGUUUACGGCGUUGACGUCAUUUAUAGCAUUGUUCGGAUGGAGUUAUGUAUUUCAUGACCUGGAUAUUUCCUCUUUGUUUAGAAAUCUACGUUGGGCAUAUAUGACAUGUAACCACCAUGAACAAACGAAGUAUAUAGACAGGAAUAAGAUGUUACUUGACCCGAUUUGCUACAGAAUUUCUAUAUCUCUACGUGACUGCUUAUUUUGCCAGCCUUAAUUCCGUGGACUGUAAGAGAUAUCCAUAUGGUAUCUGUAUCUAUAUUGCUUGCUGGAAGGUGUGCAGUAACUUUGCCCGUUGAGUUCAGCAUCCCGCCAAAUGUAUAGUUAAAGUUUCCAUUGGACUUUCGACUUUCCCAUGGUUUGACCUGAUAGACAGAAAGCCCUAAGAAGGAAAACUCGAUCCUAUCUUCACUCUGUAGAACAAAGAAUUGCACAUAUCUGUGAAUUAAAAUAUAACAGCAGCGAUGUCAAAGAAAAGCAACGAUCAUGCGUUUGCCUUGAAAUUAAAAGAGGGUCUUUUCUAGGUUGG
Messenger RNA from Blastomyces gilchristii SLH14081, 2688 nucleotides. RefSeq lists its product as uncharacterized. The transcript has 2 exons. Bases 786 to 1982 code for a protein of 398 amino acids. The record is from RefSeq and is a predicted model, not a curated record. Lineage: Eukaryota; Fungi; Ascomycota; Eurotiomycetes; Onygenales; Ajellomycetaceae.